This is a messenger RNA of Mytilinidion resinicola, 3017 nucleotides long. RefSeq lists its product as uncharacterized. The transcript has a single exon. NCBI's taxonomy places the organism in Eukaryota, Fungi, Ascomycota, Dothideomycetes, Mytilinidiales, Mytilinidiaceae. The record is from RefSeq and is a predicted model, not a curated record. The coding region runs from base 247 to 2790 and encodes 847 amino acids.
GGCCAAUCCCACCCAGAUGCUGCAUCGACCGUGACGACGAAGAAAGCCAGGUGACAGUAUAAGUAAUAUCUCUUCAUCCACUGCCUUUGCUCCCUCUACUCUCCCGGUCUCAUACUAUCAUCUUGAGCGUUGCCUACACAUCGCAAGGCUACAAGCAACUUCAAGUCGAUCCCGACGUCAACCAUCUACCAGUUCAUCCCUCCUGGUCAUCUUCGCUUUAUCAGUAUUUUUUUGAAUUGUUAGAAGAUGGCUGAAAAAGGCUCAACGUCGCUCAUGGACGAACCAAACCCACCAAACCAUUCUCAGCCACCGCUCUCUCCCGCCAGGACGGAAAACAGUCGAUCGAACCGAGUCUUUACGCCCCGCUCUUCAACCUUUCCAGAUGACUCUGAUUCUGAAUUCGAUCUUGUCGAACACACACCACUUCACAGCCCCAGUGGCCCUGACUAUGAUGACUUCCCUCCAUCAUACGAGCAGGCGCAGGCUCAAGCACUCGAGCAAGCCCGAAAUGGCCACCAAGCCCCAAAUCCAAACGACCUUCAGGUGCAUAGACUUGUCCUUGAUCCUGCUGCGGAUCCAGACUACUCGAUACCGGAGUCAGCGCCACUUCAACCCACCAGGAAUGCAGAUGGGCUAGGUAGUACUGUUCCAGUCGUGGAAAUUCCCGGAAGCACUCAUAUCCCUGUUCAUCAAAUUCCCAGCUCGCCUCCUGAUCCUUCAGCGGUGCUGCUGAACCGAGCACUGGAGUUCACUCAGCAUGCCCCGGAUGCAGACCUUCAAUACGCUCCGCGGCUCACUCGUACGAUCGCAAUACCACAAGAGGACCUCUCACCUCCCAAUCCUGCCAACUCGACCACCCCUCCUAACCAUGGCGGCCAUCAUCACCAUCGCGGUCGGCGAGGUGGAUCACGCGGGCCUCGUGGGAGACAUGGCCAUUGGCAACAGCCUUCCAUGCGGGACCCAUCCUCCGAGACCCUAGCUGCAGGCCAGGGACUCGCUUCAACUCAAUUUCUUCGAACUUACGCCAAAGCAUUGCACACGCACUCAAUUCGUCCCGCUGAGUUUGCCUCCUUCCUCGACGGCCUCAACGUUUUGUGUACUACUACAGCAGCAACGCCAGAAUCUCUUCUCUCCAAUUCCACUGGCAACACCGCCACUCCAUCUACUUCACUCGUGGACACCUACAUAGCUAGGUGCAACGAGGCCUUCUUCGCCCCCCGAGGCCUGCGGAUCCGCCUUUCAUCGCUCUCCUCCCUUAUCUCAUCCCUCAACAUUCCCGCAAACCACGGCCAAAAAGCUGCCGCGAUAGCUAGCGCUCUCGACACCUCUACCAAUGCCUCUCAACACGCACACGCGCUGUACCCCUGGAUUGAGCGUCUGGAACUCGAUAUCCCCGAACCUUCAGGUUCGAUGCUAGCACUGCAAGCGAUGGGCGAACGGGUGAGGACGCAGACGGAGGCGUCGUCAAGAGCGAGUGUGGAUGAUGCGGAUUUCUUUGUCAGGGGCCCUCCCAUCGGUGAGUUGAAUCUUCCGGCCCCUCCUGUCGCUGGUUUCCACCACGCAGGUCCUCCCGUUGCUGGCUUCCACCACGCGGGUUCUCCCGCUGGCAGCUUCCACCCAGCUGGCCUUCCAGGCGUUCAGCCUUGUAGACGUGGUGCAUUCCAACCGUGGGGCGGUCGUGGUGGACUUGGCCAAGGGCUUGGACCAGGUCUCGGAUUUGGGGCACCUGGCGGGCCACCAUGGAUGGGCGCAGGAUCACCGUGGCGAGGCCAAGGACCAUCAAUGAGAGGCCAAUGCUUGCCCGGCCGAGGCGGUAUGCCAUUCUUCGGAGCCGGUGGACCGGGUGAAAGGUCGGGGCGUGGGGGGCCACGAGGGCAGCAUGGAGGAGGACAGUCCUGGGGAGAGUGGGGAGGGGAGAUGGGAAAGAGGUGGGGCCAGUGGGGAGAAAAUUUUGGGAAGGCAGCAGAGGUGUGGGGAGUGAACUUCGGAAAGAGAGCAGAAGAGUGGGGUGAGGAUAUUGGGAAGAAAGCCGAAGCUUGGGGCGAAGAUAUUGGGAAGAAAGCCUCCGGCGGGAGCUCCCGGCUAAGGGACCGUGCUCCCAACUUUGAGCAUGGUCAACCAGGGACGCCGCCAGUGGAUCUCAGUAUCCCAACGCCAGCGGCUGAGCCAGGGCAGAAGACAGGCGUUGUAGGCUCUGAGGCCCCCACAGCUCACCCUCUCAAGAAAGGAACCGAGGAUGAGGAUGAGGAUGAUGAUGAUAGUAGCGAUAGCGACAGCGACAGCGACUCAUCAUCAUCAUCUUCCGAUGACGAGGAGGAGGACCCGGAGGAUCUCUUCGUGAAUCGAGUCCGCGAGAUCAACGAGAAGGCUGCUUCUGCCGCCGAGAAAGGGAAGAAGUCAUCCGAAGAGAUAUCCCGAGAGCGAGAUGCGGCCAUCGCCAAAGCACAAGCGCAAAGAACAGCACUAGAGCUAAAGAUUGAGGGGAAGCGUGAAAGGUGGGCUGUUAAGCGGGAACUGAAAGCCAAGAAGCGCGAGCUCAAAAAAGAGCUCAGAAUAAGGAAGAGAGAACUGAAGGCAGGAGGGAAGCUGGACCGUGGGGCAAGAAGAAAGAUGAAAGAAGAGUUCGGUGCGAAGAAGAGGGAGCAUAAGCAGCUCAAGCAGGAGAAGAGAAAAGAGUGGAGGGAUAAGAAAAGGGAACGGAAGUGGGGUAGGAAGGGGCCUUGGACUACUGGAGGAGAGGAGGCCGCGGAGAAGAUGGUAUGGGUUUUGGUGGAGAACUUGGUUGAUUGAUUCGGGUAUUGUCCUUCUACGGUUGGGGUAAACAUCUAGGGAGUUAGUAUGCUGGAUACGUUCGUUAUGAUAUCUAUGAGGGAAAAUAGGGAUGUCACUACUCAGACUUUCAUGAUGCCUGCAGACACACUAUUAAAUAUACUGGUCGAGUGCUCACAUCGCUUUGAUACAUCCGAUCUAUUGUAAUCUAAGAUUAGAAGGAUACCCUGGAGGGAUUCAAUUAUGAA